Trypanosoma grayi is the source of this 2025-nucleotide messenger RNA. Its product is annotated as putative histone acetyltransferase-like protein. Gene Ontology annotation, cellular component: cytoplasm; nucleus; elongator holoenzyme complex. NCBI's taxonomy places the organism in Eukaryota, Euglenozoa, Kinetoplastea, Trypanosomatida, Trypanosomatidae. Gene Ontology annotation, biological process: tRNA wobble base 5-methoxycarbonylmethyl-2-thiouridinylation. The record is from RefSeq and is a predicted model, not a curated record. Gene Ontology annotation, molecular function: iron-sulfur cluster binding; catalytic activity. The transcript has a single exon. The coding region runs from base 1 to 2025 and encodes 674 amino acids.
AUGUCGUCCUCGAGUGGUGACUCCGACGAGGGGGAGACAGUCACUGGCCGACUCAGGCCCGACAUGGAGAAGGUAAAAGCGAAGCUGCGCAACCUGCCCACGCUGGAGCGGCUGCUGGCGGAGAAGGAUCCUAAUGAGUACACAGAGGAGCAAAUGGCCACCGCGACCACCUUCAUCGAGGCAAUUACAGACGCACAGCCGUCGUCGGUGCAGCAGAUUGAGCAGCUGCUGCGCAAGCUCAUGAAGAAGCACCGUGCGGUGGCGAAAAAGUCGCUGCUCCUCGCGGCGUACCGGAAGUGGCUGCUGGCGGAGGAGAUGCGGACCAUCAGCCCGGUGCUGGAGCAGUACUUCGUCUCCAAGGCGCCGCGUAGUCAGUCCGGUGUGCUUGUUGUGACCGUCUUCACAUCCCCGUACCCGGAGGGGCAGAAGUUCAGCUGCAAGUGGAACUGCUACUACUGCCCCAAUGAACCGGGGCAGCCGCGGAGCUAUUUGCUGAACGAGCCUGGAGUGCGGCGGGCGAACCGGCUGCAGUUCGACGCCUACCGCCAGUUUCAGGACCGCGUCAACUCGCUGGUGGCGAUUGGCCACCCCGCGGACAAGGUGGAGUUGCUUGUGCUGGGUGGUACGUGGGAAAGCUACCCGCUGUCAUACCGUGAGUCUUUCAUGCGUGACCUCUUCUACGCCGCCAACACACUGUAUGACGGCACUGAGGACGCUGCGCUGGCCGGCGACGCCGAUGCGCAGCAGCUGAGACGACCACGACCUCCACUUGACUUGCUGCAGGAGCAGUUGUUGAACGAAACCGCUAGGUGUAAAAUUAUUGGUGUCACCUUGGAGACGCGCCCUGAUACGGUGAACGAGGACAUGCUAAAGCAGCUCCGACGGUUCGGCUGCACACGUGUGCAGCUUGGCGUGCAGCACACCGAUGAUGCGGUGUUGUUAGCCGUGAACCGUCAGUCCACACGGGAAGACGCUGCGCGUGCCAUCAAGCUCCUGAAAGACAGCUGCUUCAAGGUUGACAUUCACCUUAUGCCAGACUUGCCAGGAUCCACUCCAGAGAAUGAUAAAAAAAUGUUUGACGACGUCCUCAAUGCCCCAGAGCUGCAGGCAGAUCAGUGGAAGAUCUACCCCUGCCAGACGACACCAUUCACGGUGAUUGAGCAGUGGUUCAAGGACGGCACAUACCAGCCGUACGGCCUGGACAACUUGAUUGAUGUCAUUAUGUACGCCAAGCGGCAGGUGCAUCCAUGGGUGCGCCUGAAUCGCGUCAUACGUGACAUCCCGCACGACUACAUUCUCGGUGGCGUGGAGGUGUCAAACCUGCGCCAGCUAUUGGCGCUGCGCCUCGCACGGGAAGGCUCGCGUUGUCAGUGCAUUCGCUGCCGCGAAGUGAAGGGCGACGCGGCUGCUGCGUCGAAGCUUGACGGGGCGACGCUGGUGGAACGUCGCUACGCCGCCAGCGAGGGCGAGGAAGUAUUCGUGUCGUACGAGACGGCCGACGGCACGACGCUUUUCGGGUUCCUGCGCUUGCGUCUUCACAUACGCGAGUGGGACACGCCCUUUGAUGAGCUCCGCUCGUGUGCGCUGAUCCGUGAGCUACACGUGUACGGCCGGCUCGUGCCGACGCACGUGGAGGCGGAUGCGGCGAAGGCGCAACACCGCGGCGUGGGCACGCUGCUGCUGGAGCGGGCGGAGCGCAUUGCGAGGGCGGAGGGGUACAGCAAGAUCGCUGUCAUCAGCGGCGUUGGGGUGCGCAACUACUACCGCCGCAAGGGGUAUGCUAUGGCAGCGCCCACGAGCUGUGGUGCAUUUCUGGUGAAGGAGCUGCACGGUGAUGGGGACCAGCGCGACGAGGACGUCGGCAAUAACAACAGCCGCACCGCCAGGGACGCUGCUGAGGAUGCUGGCGUCAACGAGGCGGGCACUGCCGGUGCUGCAGAGGGGGACGAGACCGCCACGGGUGGCUGGUGGCACCGCAUAGGUUCGCUCUGGAGACGCUUCAAGCGGCCCCGCGAGAAGGACUAA